AUGAAUGGCAACGCUGUUUCAGUGAACAGGACGGCCUACUCCGGUGUGCCAAACUUUGACGCCAACGGAGAUAUCAACGUUGAUGCAGCACCUGACGUUGACUUUAGAAUACAGGGCCGGACAUGGUAUUCCUUACCUACUUUCCGAUUUGUAAAUGUUGUUCAGACUAUCCUGCUACUGGACGCCGUCGUGUCGAUAGUGCUGUGGCUGACAGGUGGCAAUUCCCUAUACUUUGUGGACAGCAUUGUCCAGUUCCAUCUGACGGAAUCAGUGUUUGAUUUGGCAGUACUAGGGGCAUGUAAGGCAACUGUCAUAGUGUCAUUCUAUCAUUGUCUAGAGGAAACGAUGUUAAAAAACAUUCAACACCCACUGCAGCGUUCCUUCAAGAGAAAUGCGCGAGUGUUUCACACAUCGGUCGUGUUCCUCUCCUUUGCGUUCCUGGCGUUCUCGGCCACCAAAGGGGGACUGGUGCUGUACUCCAUCCUGCAAGACCCCUCCUACCCCGGAAUGCACUCCACGUACUAUGCCCUCGUGGUCAGCGCCGCCUGUUUCAGCCUCCUGGAGUUCUUUAUGUGUCUGUGGAGUUUUGUGGCGCUGCGGAAGCUGGAGUCUAUCCGUGUCAUCCACAGAGUCAACGCAAAGGGGGAGGAACUGGAUGAAGAAGGGAAACCGGUCGAGAAAGAUGUUGAUAUUAUCAGGUUGAUAACCCUUGCUAAACCUGAAAGCGGCCUCAUUUGCUUUGGUCUCAUAGGGCUUUUAGGGCAGAGUGUUGGAUCCAUCUUGUCCCCGAUGUUCUUUGGUCGCGUUGUAGAUGCGGCAAAACAAGACAUGGAUGCCUUGGACCUGACCGUGGUGACUGUUCUGGGUAUUUACAUACUGGGUUCCAUCUGCAGUAUGGCCAAAGGAUGUCUGUUCACACUAGCAGGACACAGAAUGGUGGCCAGGCUGAGAAUGAAACUGUUCGACGCCAUCAUCAGACAAGAGGUGGCUUUUUUCGACCAAAACCGGACGGGAGAAUUGUGUAACAGAUUAUCAUCCGAUACGCAGGUUAUCCAGAAUUGCCUGACGGUUAACGUGGCCAUGUUGGCAAAAAACAGUCUUCAGAUCAUAGGGUCAUUGUCGUUGAUGUUUUAUCUCAAAUCUUCCUUGACGGGGGUGCUGUUGGCUGUGAUGCCUGUGAUAUCUGUAGGCGCUGUUCAUUACGGUAAAUACAUGAAGAAAUGUAGGCGGUUGUUCCAAGACCACCUGGGGGAAGCUGGAAGCCAGGCGGAGGAAUCCCUCUCCUGCAUCAGAACUGUUCGGAUGUUCUCCGCAGAGGAGAAAGCAAGAGAUGAAUAUAAACAUUACAUCGAUCAAAGUUACAGCAUUGGGAAGAAAAUCGCUGUCGUUGAAGGGGGGUACAUGGGCGUUGUGGGUAUGGCCGUACAGGGCGGAGUUCUCCUGGUUCUGUGGUACGGGGGCAAGCUGCUCCACGACAACACCCUGGACCCCUCAACCGGUAUCAGCGCAGGAGUACUUGCCUCCUUCCUCAUGUACACCCUCUCAGUGUCCAUGUGUUUCGGUGUACUCUCCAGCGUGCUGGGAGACUUCAUGCAGGCUGUUGGUGCUUCUGGUAGAAUUUUCACCUUAAUGGACAGGCUUCCGGAAAUCGACACUGAAGAGGGGCUCGCACCUAUCACACUUGAAGGUGAGAUAGAGUUCAAGAAUGUAGACUUCAGUUACCCGAACAGACCAGAAGCCAAAGUCCUGAAGAAUUUAUCCUUCAGUGUCUUUCCUGGGCAGAUGGUUGCAUUAGUUGGCCCUUCUGGGGGAGGGAAGUCCACAAUCGUCACUAUGAUUGAGCGUUUCUACGACCCGCAGAAAGGGGCGAUAUUCUUAGGGGGACAUGAUCUGAAGACACUUGACCCUUCCUGGUUUCGUCGCAAGAUCGCAAUGGUGAGCCAAGAACCAACGUUGUUUGCAUGCUCCAUCAGAGACAACAUCACCUACGGUAGACUAGCGUCAGACAAGGAAGUGAUGGAGGCGGCCAAACAAGCCAAUGCACAUAACUUCAUCAUGACGUUUGAUGAUGGGUACGACACCUUGGUUGGGGAGAGAGGUAUGAGUCUGUCUGGGGGGCAGAAACAGAGGAUAGCCAUCGCCAGAGCCCUCAUCAUGGACCCGGUCAUCCUGCUGCUGGACGAGGCCACCAGUGCUCUAGAUGCAGAGAGUGAACACCUGGUCCAGGAGGCUAUAGACCGCGCCAUGAAGGGACGAACAGUCAUCGUCAUCGCUCACAGACUCUCCACUGUUCAAAAUGCACAUAAGGUGAUGGUGAUUGACCAAGGCCAUAUAGCCGAACACGGAACUCACUUAGAACUCAUGUUAAAAAAUGGUGUGUAUAAACGUCUUGUAUUACGUCAGCUUAUGGCGUCGGACAAUAAAAGUGAGAUCCGUCGGGAACAGAACAUGUGAGGGCAAUUCUCAAACGGAAUAGACGAAGAAUAUAGUCAUCAUAUUGCACCAGUCAACAGGAUAUUACUUGAGCGUGUGUCAAAACGUGCUUCGUAUGUAAUAAUACAUUCUGAAUAUAAAAUGUAGACACGACUACAGCGACUGUAAAACAGUCGCUGACAUGUUGAUAAUAAUUCCUGAACGUAUAGUCUAUACCAUCUAAGUGUGUGGAUGUUUUCAAGUGUACAUAUCUCACUUAAUAUAUCAUGUACAAUAACCAA
Haliotis rufescens (red abalone) is the source of this 2714-nucleotide messenger RNA. RefSeq names its product ABC transporter B family member 1-like. The record is from RefSeq and is a predicted model, not a curated record. NCBI's taxonomy places the organism in Eukaryota, Metazoa, Mollusca, Gastropoda, Lepetellida, Haliotidae. Gene Ontology annotation, molecular function: ABC-type oligopeptide transporter activity; ATP binding; ATP hydrolysis activity. Gene Ontology annotation, cellular component: membrane. The transcript is spliced from 16 exons. Bases 1 to 2454 code for a protein of 817 amino acids. Gene Ontology annotation, biological process: transmembrane transport.